AUGUGGGCUCCGGGGCGUUUUGCUACUCGCUCGCUGUCCUUGGAUGGCUUGUUCUAUGUUGGAUCUGCGGUUGGGGUUGGACGACAAGACAACACAUUCUCAUACGACUUUGUUUUGACACCCGGUGCCACGUCAGGUCACGGCAGUGCCGAGGGAAAAGAAGAAGCAUGUGUACCGACCGUGCUUGUUUUGCUUUUCAUGCCGGCGGGAUACAUACGACAAUAG
Pyrenophora tritici-repentis Pt-1C-BFP is the source of this 225-nucleotide messenger RNA. NCBI's taxonomy places the organism in Eukaryota, Fungi, Ascomycota, Dothideomycetes, Pleosporales, Pleosporaceae. The record is from RefSeq and is a predicted model, not a curated record.